AUGCACGGGGAGUUUCGGUACCAUUUAGACGUAGACAGACCUCUGCUGGCGCGAGUCCAAUCAAAGAAAAUAGGAGUGGCAAGUAUUAUAAUUAAUAGAACGGAACCACCAGCCCUUACGGAGGAGGAUAAUGUGGAACAACUAGAAUACGAUAUAACACUAGCAGAUAGGGUUAUAAACGAAUUUUAUGAUUUGAAUGAUGAAAUAAAUAUAGAAUCAUGGUCGGAUUUUAGGGCAAUACAGAUGAAUAGGGCAGCAGCUCUAAGCAACACUAGAAUAAGUAGCAAUGAAAAUAAUAAUACUGGUACUGAAAAUAAUAAUAGUAACCUAGGUGGAAGUAACAAUAAUGGUCACUGGGUUAAUAGUAUUAUGAGUGUUAGGGAAGAAUUAGAUAUAGUAAAUAGUUAUUAUAGUAGUAUAGAGGAACUUGAUAUAGUUCCGAAUAGUUUUAUUAGUAAUAUGGACGAGUUAGAAGGAUUUAGUGACAGUGAGUAA
This is a messenger RNA of Macrosiphum euphorbiae (potato aphid), 495 nucleotides long. The record is from the annotation of a GenBank genome assembly. Lineage: Eukaryota; Metazoa; Arthropoda; Insecta; Hemiptera; Aphididae.